AUGGCCGAAACAGCAAAUCAAUUACUAGCUCGCGUCGUUCCAGAUUGCGCAUGGAUCCCUCCACGUAAUCGAAGUUCAAGCAUACCAGCUCACCCCCUCUUUCCAGAAGUCGUGAGACAAUGGCCCUUCUUCUUCAGAAGUGUCAAUGGACAUAUUAAUAAUAUUAAUAAUGUUCCAAGAGGACAAUUCCCUAUAUUCCCAACCGAAACAAUACGUCUCAGUGUAGAAGGCGAUGCAAAAACCCGUUUAUAUUUUAAUGUUUUAGGGCCUGUCAACGCAUUACUAGGGACACGAGGAGCAACAUUUGUUUGGACAUGUGAUGGAUUGUUGGGUUCUCCCGAUUACAUUCUUUGCACUAAUAAUUCCACAGUGGCUAAGAUGCCUGUGGAAAUGAAAACGCGUCAUAAUCUGAAUUUAAGGGAUCAUGACCUGUGGGAAAUUUAUCGACAUACUGACCGGGCUCCAAUAAUGGAAACAGAUCCAAACUUUAGAUUUAAAAAGAGGAUCUUAUCACAGGUAUUUGGCGAAAUGGCCUGCAAUGGCCUUCAUUACGGUAUUUUGUCAAAUUAUACCGAUACAUAUUUUCUCAAAAGACCAGAAGCAGAACCAAGAACCAUAUAUGUUUCUCAUGUCGUUCAUCCUAAUAGUGUCAAUCCGACUUUACGCGAGUGCGUAUUCUAUAUUAGCCAUCUUGCUAUUAAUGAUCAAGUCGGUAGAAGAUUGGAUCGUAAGAGGAAAUGGAAGCUGAGUUCUUCAAAACAGACUGGCAGUAAAAAGAAAGUAGUUGCUUCAUCUUCCAAGAGAAUCGCGACCAUAGAUGGAUAUAUAGGUGGCGGGUCUUUUGGGCAAGUUUUUUCUGGAUAUUAUAAUAAUCAAGCUGUAGCAUGGAAAACUUGUGACACGUAUAAGAAGCAAGAAGAGAUGAAAAUGCUAAAACACGAAGCUCGUAUUUAUUCUGUUUUGAGUGAAUGCCAAGGUCAUGCUGUUCCACACUUGCUUUAUAAGGGUUACAUUUAUGGUGGAUUUCUUUUUGCACUAGCGUUACAAUUAAUUGAGAGUGCACAUCACGUUGAUCCGGAAAGACUCACUAAAGAGGAAAAAAAAAUAAUAGUUAAUCAGCUCAAGUCAAUACAUAAUUAUGGCGUCUUACAUAAUGACAUCUCAAAGCAAAAUAUUCUAUAUGAACCAAAGA
Molecule: messenger RNA, 1192 nt
Organism: Funneliformis mosseae
Lineage: Eukaryota; Fungi; Glomeromycota; Glomeromycetes; Glomerales; Glomeraceae
Source: the annotation of a GenBank genome assembly